ACCAUAAUAAGCGCAAAAUAUCAAUAUAAGCUUGGAUGGGUGUUUUUUGUUGGGUUCUUCCAGUCCACCAAACCCAGUUUGCUAUUCCUUCGCGACUACUCUCAACAGCUCAAAUCGCAGGACGUUGUGCGGCAAGCCCGAUGCCACGAUGAUAGCCCCAAAGGGCUUGCAGUGGCCUGGUGUCAGUUCCACGAGGUAUACCUCUUCGACACAGUCACCCCUGUCAAGCUCGGACAGCCGCUGGACCCAACUCAUCUCCGCCCCCUGCCAUUUUUCAUUGCCAGUGUUCAUCUCGACACUCAAGACGCUUUCAUUGCAUCCAGAGAAGCUCUUCCCGGCAGUUCUACAAGGUGAUAUUCUGCCUUUACAUCAAUCUUCAACGACAGAUAGGUUGUCAAAAGACGCAGAAGACGAGAUCAGAACGACAAUCCCCGGACUAGAAUUGAUCGAGCGUAUACGCACCAGACUAGUGCCCAAUCAGCCUCAGAGGCAUAUUAAGCUGGACCAGACCAGCUCUUUCUAUCGCUUUUCGCAAAGCCCAGAAGGUGCACCUCAGGAGAACAGCGAUACUACUACGGAAAACGAUUGUGGGCUAGUGAUAUUCAUUCCAGAGAUCAAUUCGAUAGAACACAUCCCAUAUUACUAUCCGCAAGCCAAUCGCAUAGCUUUCUUAUGGGAUCCCAGUAAUAUUAAUGACGGUUCUGAGGAAAAAAGCGGAGUGAGGGCACGAAUAUCCGUACACUAUCUCCAAACAAAAUCGCCUUCUUUGAUGUCACAUGCACCUACUAACGCACACCUGCCUCUCGCUCAUCCGGCCCUUGGGGCAAUGAUCUCUAGGUUGAACAGGCCUAAAAGACGGUCACCUCUUGCUACAAUCAGUCAGGAGUCUGACGUCGAUCGCUGCCAGAGAUUGGGCGUUGUCGAUGGAUCACAACUGGAAUCGGGUGGGAUAGCAAGAAGUACCAAGGAAUUGGAAAAUGAUUUAUACAAGCAGUGCCAGCAUCUUUUGGAAAAGGUAUGCAAAUACGGCCAUGAUCAUUUCGCAGAUUCCCCUGUUCUCCAUCCCAGAAAUGGGGUCAUAAAACCUCCUGAAAGCUUCGAAUCCAUCUAUCUUCUUCUCAAAAAUCGACAUUGCCACCUAAAUCCCAGUUUUUCCAAGACCGACAUGGCCAAACACCGUUUGACUAAACUUCAAGCUGCACCGUCUGAUGAGUGGGGCAUACCCGCGAACAACAUAUCAGAAUGGGGCCAGCGGGACGUGGCUGUGGCGGCAUAUCUGAUGCUUCUUUGGAAGGAUAUGUAUCCUGAAAGACCAUCCGCGAAUGAUCAAGGCAAGGGUGAAAAUGGGAAAGAAUGGGAUACUUGGGGAAGACCAGAAGGAGGCUUCAUAGACCUGGGUUGCGGUAAUGGCUUAUUGGUGCAUAUUCUCAUAUCAGAGGGUUAUAUAGGCAAAGGCUACGACUUGCGUCCACGUCCUUCAUGGAAUAUGUAUCCAUCAAAGACCAAAGAUGCCCUCGUGAAGCAAUCUCUCGAUCUUCCCGGGUGGUUCCCUCGCACAGAAGACGAAUGGGAGCUGGGAUCGUGGGUGACGCGGGAAAAAUGUGUCGUCCGGGACGGAGCAUUCAUCAUAGGUAAUCAUUGCGAUGAGCUCACCCCAUGGCUGCCUCUUCUUUCCAUCAUCCCAUCGCCUCCCGUGCCCUACAUUUCUUUACCUUGCUGUCUCCACACACUCGAUUCUAUAUAUUCUCACCUCAACUUUGCGUCCCCUUCACAAUCUUCCAACCAAUGUAUCUCUCUUCCCGCAGAGUUGGACCCAACAAAAAGCUUGUAUGACUCUUACAUUGCUUGGCUAGGAUGGUAUAGUUUAGGAUGUGGAUGGGAGUGUGACAUAGACAAGGUUGGACAUGGUAUGGCUAUAGGCAAAGGCUGGGCUAUCAUCGGACGUAAAAGAUGGGCGUCAGCAGAGGAUGAUGCGAAGUGUAGAGCUUGGGUGUUAGCCGAAGUUGAAGUCGUGCGACGUCGAGGGCGGUUUAAAGUCAAGGAGAAUGAGGAUGAUGAUCAUGCAAAAUGAUUGAAUGAUGACCAACUUUAUAUAACUAUCAUCUACUGCAAAAUUUUAAGUUUUAUGCAU
Cryptococcus deneoformans JEC21 is the source of this 2131-nucleotide messenger RNA. RefSeq names its product cytoplasm protein, putative. The record is from RefSeq and is a predicted model, not a curated record. Gene Ontology annotation, biological process: tRNA methylation. The coding region runs from base 149 to 2071 and encodes 640 amino acids. Gene Ontology annotation, molecular function: tRNA (uridine) methyltransferase activity. NCBI's taxonomy places the organism in Eukaryota, Fungi, Basidiomycota, Tremellomycetes, Tremellales, Cryptococcaceae. The transcript has 6 exons.